Messenger RNA from Pantherophis guttatus, 5836 nucleotides. RefSeq names its product reticulophagy regulator 1 (gene RETREG1). Gene Ontology annotation, biological process: reticulophagy; negative regulation of neuron apoptotic process. Lineage: Eukaryota; Metazoa; Chordata; Lepidosauria; Squamata; Colubridae. The record is from RefSeq and is a predicted model, not a curated record. Gene Ontology annotation, cellular component: endoplasmic reticulum membrane.
CUUACUAGCCCCAUCGGAGGCUCCUAUUGGCUCCUGCCUUACGAAAGGGGCGGAAUAAGAGGCUUGACUAUGCCCGGAUGUUUUCCAAGCCUCCGCUGGCUCGCCGCCUCUGUCUGGUGUCGGGCGCUGUAAGCGACAUGGAUGGCGGGGAGGAGCAGGUGAUGUUGCCGCCGAGCCCUCUGGAAGGGCCCAGGUUGGAGGAGGAGGAGGAGGCGACGGCGGAGAAGCAGGAAGAGUCGAGCAUUGAACCCCAGCCGGCUGCCGAAUAUUGCUCCGUGAUGGAGGCGCUGACUUGGAAGAGGCCGUUCUGCACCCUGGCCAGCUUCCUCUGCGCCAACCUGCUCUUCUGGUUCCUAGCACUAACUCCUUGGAAAUUUUACCACCUGGUUUCACUCAUACUACUUGGAAUAGUCUUUAUGCAAAUGAUGAAGGAAUUAGUGUUGUCUAGACUAAAAGGUGGGCAGUUAUGGCGACGUCUCACUGACUACUUCCAAAUCAGUGAGUCUGAAUCCGAAAAUCGCCUUAGACUGAACCAAUGUAUAGAAGAAGCAAUGAUGAGUUUCUUCUUGUUCCUCCAAGAAAUGUCUCAUUUUAAAGAACAGAACCCUGGCAAGUUUUGCCUUCUGGUCUGCAGCAUAUGCACAUUCUUCACAGUCUUGGGAAGUUACAUUCCUGGAAUUGUACUCUCCUAUCUUCUGUUAUUAUGUGCCUUUUUAUGUCCAUUCUUCAAAUGCAAUGAAUUUGGACAAAAGGUAUAUAGCCACAUUAAGUCAUAUCUGCUGAAACUGAACUUUGGAAUACAAGACUUUAUCAACCAAAAGUUAAAAGAGAGAGCAGAAAUGAUCAAAAGAAAAUCAAGUAAGGAUGACAGUGAACUAGACUUAUCAGCUUUAUGUCCUAAGGUUAGCUUAGCCACUGCAGCCAAGGAGAUGUCUGUAUCAGACACGGAUAUUUCAGAGAUAUCUUGGACUGACAAUGGAACUUUUAAUUUAUCUGAGGGAAACACUCCACAGACAGAUACAUCUGAUGUAGAUUUUGAUCGGCCAAGUGACCAUGAGGAAGCUUUCACGAAGGAUCUUGCAGAAUUUCCAUCUGUAGAAAAUGGUGCUGGAACAAACGAUGAUGAUGAUUCAAGCAUUGGCUUGCCAGUGCGGCAUAAAAGGAAAAAAGCUCAUCCCCCAACCCCAUUGGACCAGUAUUACAGGCAGGAUAAGGAGGGGCACUCUGCAGCAGGCCUUUCCUUGUCUUUGAUCAAUGACCAGGCCUUCAGCUUGGUGACAGCAAUUGCCGGCGAUGUUGUUACAUCGGUGGUUUCAGCAGCUGUCAGAGAACAGUUGCAAUCUGUGCAGGAAAUCCCAAGUAUAAGUGAAGAGGCAGAUGCAGAAGAAGGAGACGAUUUUGAACUGCUUGACCAGUCAGAGCUUGAACACAUGGAAAGUGAACUGGUGCCUACCAAAAGCCCAAAGGCAGAGCCACAGGAAAAGAAGAAGUCUUCAAGCUUCCUCUCAAAUCUGCUUGGUGGGCAUUAAUGUGGAAAGAGAAGCUGCUUAAUAGUAUAUCGACAUAAAUACAGACAAUGUGAAAUGCAAGGAGAGAAAUUAUGAGCUGUAAGCUUUAUCUAUUAUUCUAGAUGUGCUGUAACAUUCUUCAUGCAGAGUGAACUAACGUGUUUUAGAUCAAUUGAUGCUGGUAGCUUUGUUUCUGAUAGUGAUGCCAUAGAAAUGAAAUCACGUUAUUUUCAUUCACAGCAAUUUAAGAGGCUUCUUAUACAAAUGUAGCUCAGUUUUGGCUGUUGCCAAAUCUUUGUCACUUUCAGCCUGUUUGUUCUUCUUUUUUUUCCCCAAACAUUUUGGCAGCAAUAUUUCAGGGAGAGAAAAUACCUGCAAAAUUGAAAAAGCCAUCACAUCCUACCUUAACAAGGCUCUGAACACUUUUGCUGCCAUCAUCCCUAACGUACCAAGUCACACAUUCUCUAAUUGGAUAGUAAUUUUUUUGUAUAACCUGUCUGAAUCUCAGUUAUUCAUAUGGGUUAGCUAGAGAAGCAAUAUAUUUUCAAACUCUAUUCUUAAAGGCCUUGGAGUUAGGCAAAAUAUCCGUAUCCUAUAUACCAGUGAUGGCGAACCUAUGACACGUGUGCCGGAAGUGGCACGCAGAGCCAUCUCUCCGGGCACGCCAGCCAUCACCCGUUGCUGUUCCAAGUUCAGAUGUGGCCAGCUGGUCUUUGCACGCACGGAAGCACAGGAAACCAGAAGAGCAGCUCCCUGGGGUGCAUGCGCCCGGGAAGCUGAGCUUCUGGUUUCCAGCGUGCGCAUGCACACCGGUCAGCUGAUCUUCACGCACAUAUGCGUGGCAGAAGCCAGAAGACCACAUGACCAGUGCGCAUGCACGCAUGCGUGCAGGAGAACUGCUCUUCUGGUAUGCAGUGCUCCCGUGCAUGCGCGCGCGCUCCUGUUUCGGCACUUGGUGCCGAAAAGGUUCGCCAACACUGCUAUAUACCAUAGCGCACUUUGUACAACUACUUAUAGCACAUGUAUCUGCUGUGUGGAGUUGAAUUUAGGUUGAGUAGGAACUGAUUAGGAAAAAAUUCAAAACUGAAAUUAAGUUGACAAUUUUUUAAAUUUUCAGUUCCAUUAAUUUAAAAUGGUUUAACCUUAUAUAUUUAAAAUAUAAAAUCAUACAGAUCUGAUCUAUUUAUUUCUGAAAGACUACUGUUACAUAAGAAAUAAAAUAUUUCUGGCAUAUAAAUAUAAAAUGCUGUUAAUUUUAGCACAUUGAACAUCUUGUGGUUCACUCCGAGAAGAAACUUAGUAAAACUUCUAUUGAGCAUUAUGGUUUACCUUUAAAAUUGAGGGUAACAGGAGUGCCUUAUCAAGGUGAACCAAACUUUAAAAAGAAAUAGCUUUAACAUGCUUUGACUGGCAUGUUAAAAGAAGCCAGCAGAUUGAGGGACCAUAAUAACUGCUCUGAUUUAUCUCCAAUUUGUAGAGAUUUUUACUGGCAUUCUAAUCAGUAUAUAUAGUAAUGAUGUGACCCUAAGAAGUAAAGGUGCAGUUUAAAGAGAAAUUUAUUUUCUUUCUGCUAUGUUUAUUAGGUAACUUGCAAAGUACAUGUGGCUUUGCAAUACGCAGAUAUGAGAAAAAUGUUGUUAGUUCAGUUCCAAGUCUUCUCUCUCAUCCUACCUUCUGAAAACAUUCAGUAAAGUCCACAUACCCAAGGCUACACUAAUCCAGUGCCAGUUCUAACUCUAAAGCAGAUUGUUCACUGAUUUCUGUACAUCUUUACCAAAUGUUAUUGUGCUUCAAAUGUGGAAGUGUAGAGAAAUACUGGGUUGCGAUCCCCCAGAGUGAAAACAAAACAUAGACAUCUAGAUCUAGAUCUAGAAGAUACUACAGGUAGUCCUUGCUUAAGGACUACCCUGUUUAGUGAUCAUUUGCACUUAAAACAUAACUUUAUAAGCAAUCUUUGCAUUUAUGAUAUCGCAGCACCCCAUGGUUACAUACAGAUACAGGCACUUUGCAGUACCUAGACCCGUGAUGGCGAACCUAUGGCAGGCGGGCCACAGGUGACAUGCAUAGCCAUAUCAGUGGGCACGCCAGCUCAGCUCUGGCGCGCAUGCGCACACAGGCCAGCUGAUUUUCGGGCCUUCUGGGCUCACCAGAAGUAGGGAAAUAGGCCGUUUCAGGCCUCCAAAGGGCCUCAGAGGGAGUGGGAAAGGCUUUUUUCGCCCUUUCCAGAUGCAUAGAGAGGAUCUGGAGCCAAGUAAGAAAGAAAAGCGGGCCUACCGGGCCAUCACAUGCCAGAAGCGGGGGUGGUGGUUGCGCGCACAGGGCAGGGCACAUAGAAUUAUGGGUGUGGGCACUUGUGCACACGAACCUCCCCUGCCUCCCCCUCUCUUGGCACGCGAUGGCAAAAAGGUUAGCCAUUACUGACCUAGACAUUUACGACCAAAUAUUCCAUAGUUAUAUGAUCACCAUUUCUGCUUCCAAUAAGCAGAGUUAAUGGAAUAAAAUUGCAAUUUACUGUCACGUAAUAUCUCACUUAAUGACUGGGCAAUUCACUUAACAAUAAUAGCAGAAAUGAUCCAGUGAUGUCUUGUUUAAUGACCAUGUCGCUCAGUGAUAGAGUUGCCAGUCUUAGUUCUGGUUGUUAAGCAGAAACUUAUGUACAGGUAGUCCUCGACCUAUGACCACAAUUGAGCCCAAAAUUUCCAUUGCUAAGCAAGGGAGUUGUUGAGUUACAGCCCAUUUUCAACCUUUUUUGCCACAGUUGUUAAGCGAAUCUCUCCUGCUGUUAAGUGAAUCAUAUGGUCAUGAAGCUAAUCUGGCUUCCCCCCGUUGACUUUGCUAGUCAGAAAACAGCUGGGAAAUGGUGACCACAUGACUUUGGAACAGUGCAACUGUAAUAAAUACAUGCCAAUUGCCAAGCGCCCAAAAUUUUGAUCACAUGACCACAUGAAAACCGGUCAUGAGUCAGUUUUUUCAGUGCCAUUGUAACUUCAAACUGUCAUCAAAUGAAUGGUUUUAAGUCAAGAACUUGGAACUUGUAUAACAUCUGUUCUGCUUUUUAUUAUUAACAAUGUUCCUUUCACUUUUUUUUAACCUAGAGUAACAUAGGAGAAAGUGGUUUUAGACUCAGCAAAAGAAGGGUAUCAUAACCAUUACUCCAAAGUAAAUAAGGUACAAUACGGACUUGGGGUGUGAUAGGAAGCAAUCCUCUUAAGGUAGCCACAUCCCCCAGAAGUUUCAAUACAUUUGACUUUUCUAUGUCAUCUCUGUGUGCAUCUAUAGCUACUUUAUUUUACUGACAAUCCCAAUGGAAGUGUUGUCUGUACAUGGACAUUCAGGCAACCUUGGAAAACUUUCAAUGCAGUUGUGUGAAGCCUUUUGUGUAUAGUUGCCUCAAAAGUUUUGGGGAUGGUUUGUUCAAAUCGAUGCGUUUUGCAGUGUCCUUUUCAAAUUCUUUGCAAAGUCCUAAAAGUAAAUCCUCUUAAGAUUUUCUAAGGAAAGCACCUGGUUUCAGCAAAAUUAGUGUUCUGGUAGCCUGGUUCUGACAAUACCAAGUUCUGACAGUUCUUGCUAAUCAAAUGUAUUAGAUGUUUGCAUAAUUCUAGCUUUGACACUGCUGGGCAGUUUCACCAUUUGAAAUACAAAUUAGAAGGCUCUACCAUUGUGUACAAUGCAAACUCAUUAAAUUGUGUUUUCUUUUGUAAUAAAGUUAAUGGAUCUUACCAUUAAAUGGAUAUAGGAAUAAGAGGCAUUUACUUCUAAGGAAACAUGAUGCAGAUUGUAAGUCUAAAGAGCAGGCACAUGGCUGUUGUAAGUUAAACUACUAAGAGAAUCUUCUCAGUACAACCCAUUAUGUUGUGAACUGUAACUGUGUGCACUUUAUUAUUUUCUUUAAAUAAAUAUUUCAGGGAUUUUCAAAUGUCAGAUACAGAGGUACUGUUUUAGAGAAUGAAGUUCCAUCAUUGAAAACAACUGAAGGGGCUACUUAAGACUUCUUGUAAGCAAUUCUCUUUCUGGUUUUCAGGUAAACAGGUAUAAUCCCCAUAUUGUCCUUUCUGGACAACCUAAAACAUUUAUAUAAUUGCACUCAUUUCCUUAUUGUUUGGAAAUUUAUAUUGCAAAAAUUAUAAUGAAUUGGUACCUUUAUGUCUUUCUUUGUGUUUAUUUUUAAACAGACAGGCUAAAAACCUAUUUGUGACACACCCAAAGAUCUGAGUAUGCUGAAUUUUUCCCCCUUAGUUUGUUAUUGUUGUUGUCAUUGCAAAAUAAAAUAUUCUACCUAUGAAGCCCCAAAAUCAAUUUAAUAAAUAGGAAUGCUCUACAGUUAAAAA